This is a messenger RNA of Heterotrigona itama, 6104 nucleotides long. Lineage: Eukaryota; Metazoa; Arthropoda; Insecta; Hymenoptera; Apidae. The record is from the annotation of a GenBank genome assembly.
UUUACAUCGGAAAUCAGAACAAUUGCAUUCAUUUUACUACUUGGAAAUGAUUUUCACAAUGAAUAAUAUUUUAAAUAUAAAAAUAAUAGCAUGUAUAAAAUAUUAUAAACAUUAAAAUUUCCAACUAUUUUACAAUAGAAUUAUAAUAUAAUACGUAUUUGUAACAAGUGGUAGUCGUCGCCAUUUUAUACGUGAGAUGUUGAAUGAAGUCUCAUUGAUGUAUGUACGGAUUUCGAAAGAAUGAGACGGACAUGUGAUUGGUUUUUGUGAAAAUUCGAAUAAAACGAAACUAAGCGGGACUUAAAAAAGCCGCGAAGCAUAAUUCUUUUAGAAACUUACUGUGAUUUCUUACAUCAAUUCUUCCGUGAAGAAAAGACAGUGCCAACCGAAUCACGCUUGUCACCGUCAGUGUACUUCUGGAUAUUUCAAGAGAAUGAAAGGAUUAAUAUCGUGAAAUGUAAAUUAUUCGUAAUUGUGAAGCAAAUCUGAAGUUGUAUGCAAAUAAAUAAUAAAUAACUCGAAAGACAACACACUGGAUCCUUCAAUAGGACCAAGAUAACGGGACGCUGCUACAGGGGUAACAUUGGCUGCGUGCACAUACUGCUAGCUCAACUACGUCAUUUCCGGGAGUUUAAAGCUCUAAAACUUCUAAUUGAUAAACUACGUGAUUCAUACCUAUCGUAGACUGAGAAAAGUUCAGGUAGGUUAUGACGUUGGUCAUAAAGUAUUUAGCCAAGUUGAUUUUUCAUUACGCACGUGUGUUUGCGAUUAACCAAUACAACAUAUUCGUUGUCAAAAAUAAUAUUGAUAUCUAAUUUAAAUUAAUCCAAAUAAAAAUUUACCACAUUAUCUAGUGUUCAGAAAAAAAUUGCAAUUUCUUGUGCAACAUAGCAACAAAAAUAACAAUUCUUGCAUUUUGAUUCAAUGAAAAAAUUUUGUCAGUGUAUAAAAUUGUGACAAGGUUAAGUAAUCUUACUCUAAACAUUAUAGAAUUUUUACCUUAAUUGCCAUAAUUGAAACUGUUUGAGAAAGAAAAUAAUAGAAUUCUUUCCAUAACCAACCUCAUAGCCUGCCGAAAAUUCGUAAAUCAAGUUCAUUUUAAUGUGCUGUACGAUACAUGAAAAUGGAAAAUGUGGGAGAUAUUUCCGUACAUUAAUUAAUGUCGUAUAUAAUUACUUUGAAUGCUUAAUGUUUAUCGAGCUCUAAAUUCUCGUCAAAAUUAUAAAAAUCUAUUUAACUUUACACAAGAACACAGCGGUUUUUAUAACAAAUCUUAAAAGAUAAAUAUUGUUACUGUGAUGCAACUAUCGAAACGUUGAUUUUAUUAAUUUAUCACGACUAUUAUAAUAAUACGGGAAAAGCUUUUUGUAAAAUAUAGAAACGAAUAAAACGUCCAUAAUCGAAUUUUAACGGUAUGUCGAAGUUUCGUAUCAACCUUUAAACUCAACGAUAAUCUCACGUUAUAAACGUAUAAAACGAUAUCCAGAUUAUCUGCGAAAUAAUUUUUCGAAGUUGGUUUCUGCUGCCACGAUUCUAAAGCAGUGCUGUGAAAUUAGAUACGUAUAAACGAAUUAAAAAUUUCGGAAUUCAAAAUGAAAUCUUUGCUAUUUCCGGAAUUCAAAAUGGAACCUUUCUUAUGUAAAAGCAUAGAGUGAAGUUGCAUAAAGUAAACAAAAGAAAAAUAAUAAUUAACAGAAAAGCGAUUUUAAUUGUUUAUGAAAUAAUAUACAACGUAUUCGACAUUUUAUUCGACGAUUAACGUAUGGUUAUGUUUCAUUGUGAAAAGUCGAACGAGUAUGAACUUGGAGGGGAGUUUCCGGCUAGCAUAGUGACGUGAGUUCUCAACGUGUUGCUAUUGUGUGUUGUGUGCUCGCCGCCAUAGCUGAUCGCUGUGAAGUUCGCAUCGUUAGUACCGAGUUGUGUGUACAUAUAAAUGGCGACGGACGAAAAAUGGUACUUCACGAAAGAACAGCUAACAAAUACUCCGAGCAGAAGAUGUGGCAUCGAUGCGGAUAAGGAACUGAGCUACAGGCAGCAGGCAGCAAAUUUCAUUCAGGAUAUGGGACAGCGGCUUGUGGUGUCACAAUUAUGUAUCAACACGGCAAUAGUCUAUAUGCACAGAUUUUAUGUAUUCCACUCGCUGUCACAUUUUCACAGGAAUGCAAUUGCAGCAGCAGCAUUAUUUUUAGCAGCAAAAGUCGAAGAACAACCACGCAAGUUAGAACAUGUUAUCAAAAUGGCACACAUGUGUCUCCACAGAGAUCAGCCCCCACCUGAUGUCAGGUCUGAGCAAUACCUUGAACAAGCUCAAGAUCUGGUGUUCAAUGAGAAUGUUCUACUGCAAACAUUGGGGUUUGAUGUCGCCAUUGAUCAUCCCCACACACAUGUUGUUAAAUGUUGUCACCUGGUUAAAGAUACCUCAAAGCACGGAAGGAAAGCAUUGGUUCUGGUACGUCGACAGAACUGUUACAUCUGAACUAUUACAAGAGCUUACAGCAGAAUUCCUUCACAUAUUUGAUAAGUGCCCGUCAAGAUUGAAAAGGAAAAUAAUGAGCAUAUCUGCUAAUCAAAGUCCAAGCAUUAAUCAUCCUAGUUUACCAAACUCACCAUUUGAUGCGGAACCUCGCAAGGUACAGUCUCCAGCGACGACUGCUGAUGGUGGACCCACAUUUCAUACGAAUCGCCCUCAUCAGAUGGAGAAACAAGAAGAAAAGAAACAGAAUGUACCUGUGUCUGCGAGACCUCCUGUAGAUUAUCGAGAGUAUCGAGAGAAGAAAGAACGCGAACGUUUGGAAAGGGAGAAGGCAUCAAUUCCACCGUCGGUUCCGCAAAGUCACGUGUCGGAUAUUAAUAAGCAUCAUUCUCAUCACCAUAAACCUGUAUCUAGUACAAAUGUGCUGAACAAACAUCCGUUGCCUCUUGGACAGAAGACGCUCCAUCAUAAUCAUCAUCACAGACCAGAUAUAAAAGUUGGACAACCAGUACCUCAGAGGCACUCGAGUAGUACUCAAGCUAGGGAACCAAAUCGCGAUCCCAAUAGACAGAGGCUACAAAGAGAGUACAAUUCAAACACUGGUACAAGUAGCAGUAGUAGUAGUAAUAAUAGUGCUCUCCAUUCUCACAGUCAUACCGUACCGAAAGAAUUAACUUUGGAUAGUUCUAUGACCGAUUCCGUUACUCAUAGAUCGGAUGUCGGAUCGUUACAGGAGCCAACGUCUCACGGGAAUAUACAAGAAAAACUUAGUAAUAAUAAUCAUAGUGUGCACAGAUCAAGUGGAGUAGAAAGUAAACAUCAGGGUCAUGAUAAAAGAAUAUAUGAUCCAAGGCACAAACCUGUAGAACAUAGGAAAGAUAGUGAACAAAAGCCAUACAAAUAUCCGGAUCCAACCAGAAUCGAUCGACAAAGGAAGUCUGAUACGUUGGAGCAGAGGUGUGAAGAGGUCAGAAAGCUUAUCGAAAAGCCAUUACCUCCACCGAAACCAACGCUCGACGUACCAUAUAGUUCGAAUGCACAGAAGCCGCCGCAUCAUACAAAAUACAAUCAAUCAGAAAAACUACAAGUUAGUUCUGGGGCGAUGCCGACUGAUAUGAAGCUUGGCACUAGCCAGAGUUCGUUUACGCAGGAAAAGUCUCCAACCAGCUCCAUUUCAACUUCAUUACUUAAUCAGAAACCGUCGUUAUCGUCGAAGAUAAUAACCAAUACAAUUCACGGCGUGUCUCAAAUAUUGAAAGAUACUAUUAGAAAUAAUUCCCAAUUGUCGAGUUUAUCAUCUUUGAACAAUCUCGACGAUCCAAAAACUGAGAAACGACCACGGCACGAUGACAUAGACAAAAGUUCGUCCGAUAUGCAACAGAGUGUAUUACAAACCCCCUCUGGCAAGCCGAAAUCGCUGUUCAGUCCAGAGAAAGUACCAACGCCUCGGGAAUCUCAUUCACAGAGGCCUAAGACUAAGCAAAAGACGCCGCCCUCGGCUGCAAAAGUUCCUAAACAAGAACGCGUACCAGAUUCGUCGAUAAGCUUUAAUUUAGUAUCGCCUUUUGCAAGCCCGCCAGGUUUGCAGCAGCAAGAAGCACAAUCGAACAAACGAUCGGCUAACGAUGUUUCCACAACGUCCCACAAAAGGCAUCGUACGGGUUGCACGGGCAACGAAAGCGUGCAGCAAGCGAAAGUGAAGAUGGACGAUACCAGUUUCGAGGCAACUAAAAUGCUCGGUAGAGUACCAGAACUGAUACAGCCUAUAAGAGACAAUCCUUCGGCGAACGGUAGAGCCAUUCAAAUCGCGAACGAUAUGAAACCGCCGGAGCUGAUCAAACCGUUUGACUCUGAGCCGACGAUAUCGCGUUUUGGCACGAUACCUGCACAGCAACACAUUUCUACGAAUCAGCACGGUUUGACGAACGGACUGGACACUAAUCUAAUGAAGCAAGAGCCACAAGAAUAUCAAAUUAAGAAGGAACCUUACAAAACAGAUUUGCCGAUAAAGGCUGAACACUCUCAGAUUAAAAGUGAAUAUUUGUCACCAUUGAAAUCUGCUCAAAGUAUAAGUGCCCUGCUUCAGGAACCUUUAGCACCGAUGCCAUCGUUGUUACAAAAUAUGCAACAAUUUAGUCAAAUGCAAUCGCAACAACAAAUUCAUCAGGAACAGUUUCAACAGCAACAGCUGCAGCAGCAGCAACAACAACAACAACAACAACUUCAACAACAACCACUAGCACCACCGCCACUACCACCAGCACCACCACCAUCUUCACAACUUCAUCAGCCACCUAUAUCUCAUUCCAUGUUGCUCACGCAACAGGAACCUGUUCCUGUUCAAAGUCAGUGUCUGUCCUUAUCAACGAUUAGUGAACCGAUGAUAGCCUCGACUGUAGAUAUAAGUGUCCUCUCUGUACCCGUGCAAACCACUACGGAAUCUAUACUCUCUGUGCCGACGUCAACCACGAUAACCGUUGCUCCACCGGUAGAAGAGAAAAGAUCGGAGCACCACAAGAGCGAGAAGAAGAAAAAGAAGGAGAAACACAAGCACAAGGACAAGGAGAAAACCAAGGAGAAGCACAAGCACAAGCAUAAAGACAAAGACAAGGAGAAACAUCGGGAAAAGGAUAAGGAAAAGAGUGAGGACACCGUGCUAGCUGUACCAAUUAAAAUCACAAUUCCCAAGGAUAAAUUAAACCUGAGCACCGAGUCGACGAGUAGUGCGGUGCCGCCUGAUAAGAACAAGUCUCCUCAGAACACCAGCAUCAAAAUCAUUAUUCCAAAGGAACGGCUAAAGGGCACGGACAGUGUGUCCAGUUCGCCAGGUCAGUCGGUGGUACAGGGUCCGUUAAAGAUUAAAAUCCGGACGGACGGGAUCUCGAGGAGUUCUGGUACGCCGUUGACGACUACGACUAGCUCGAGCAGUAUCGUUCCAGAGUUCACGAACGAGAGCCGGAAGCGCGAUCGUUCGGAUAUGAAGGAGAACCCGACGACCAGUGUUCCACCGACGAAGAAGCAAUCGCAGGUUACCUCGGCGGGUUACGGGCAACACCGACCAGGCGAACGGCAAAACGGCAGACAUUAUAGUUCAGGCAGCAAUAAUAAGGUACGUGGAGGCGGUAGAGGCGGCCGCCAGUAUAUCGGGCGUGGUCCACCACCAGCAGGAUCGGCGGGCCAUUACAAUGCUCCCGGCCAGCGCGACGGCUACUAUCAAGAGUACAAUAGUAACAAUGUCCGUAAUCCACAUCACUCUCAUGCAUCCUCGGCUCGUGGUGAUCCAGGCUACUCGAGGGCUGGCCACGUAAAUCAAUCCCAACCGGAUUCUUAUUUCUUUACUAAUUACCCGCCGCCCUCGAUGUUCAAUCCUGCUGGAUACGUUUACGAUCCCAUCAUGUACUAUUCGCAGUAUCAGCAACAAUAUCCGAUGUAUCCGGCGGGUAACGUCAUUAUAACAUCAGAUGGUGCUAUUGAUACGUCUGUACCGCCACCAUCCUUGCCACAGAAUGUGCGACAAAGUCAAAGCAUGAUCCCAGUCCCGUCUGCUCGGCAGCAACCUAAGACACCGCCACCAUUGCCGAGCGGACCACCUCCUAGUUCCUCACCGCCACCACCUCCGCCACCGGAAUAA